Molecule: messenger RNA, 843 nt
Organism: Otolemur garnettii (small-eared galago)
Lineage: Eukaryota; Metazoa; Chordata; Mammalia; Primates; Galagidae
Gene: CD8A
Product: CD8a molecule
Exons: 6
Coding region: 23-742 (239 amino acids)
Source: RefSeq, a predicted model, not a curated record
GCAGCGCCCUGGGGAGUGCGCCAUGGCCCUGCCGGUAGCCUCCUUGCUCCUGCAGCUGGCCCUGCUGCUCGAUGCCGUCGCGGUGGUCCAGCCGAGCCAAUUCAGGGUGUCGCCGCGGGAUCGGACCUGGAACCUAGGCCAGUCAGUGGAGUUGCGGUGCCAGGUGCUGCUGGCCAGCUGGUCAUCGGGCUGCUCUUGGCUCUACCAGCCGCCGGGCUUAGCCGCGAGCCCCACUCAUCUCCUGUACAUCCCCCAAAACUCGCGCAAGGAGGUCCACGUGCUGGGCUCUGAGCGGUUCUCGGGCGAGAAGAUCGGCGACGGCGCCUACAGUCUUACCCUGAGCGGCUUUCGCAAGGAGGACCAAGGCUAUUAUUUCUGCUCCGUCCUAAGCAAUUCCAUAAUACACUUCAGCCCCUUCCUGACGGUUUUCCUGCCAGCAAAGCCCACCACUAUGCCAACGCCGCGACCACCCACGCCGCCGUCCUCUACCACUUCGCAGCACAGAUCCCUGCACCCAGAAGCUUGCCGGCCCGCAGAGGGCAACGCAGUGGACAGGAGGGGGCUGGACUUCGCCUGUGAUCUCUACAUCUGGGCGCCCUUGGCCGGAACCUGCGGGGUCCUUCUCCUGUCACUGGUCAUUACUGUCAUCUACAACCACAGGACCCGAAGACGUGUUUGCAGAUGUCCCAGGCCUGUGGUCAGGACGGGAGGCAAGCCAAGCCAAGCAGAGAGAUAUGUUUAACCCUGUGUGACAGCCACUACAUGACUUCAAACUGAGAUCUCUUCUUAGAAGGGAAGCAAGUCUUUCUCUUUCACUUUUUUCCAGUUUUCCUUAUGUAUCUG